AUGGCCAGAAAACUCAAGGGUCGUCCUCGCUCUCACAAGAACCCUUCCGGCUUGAAGGCAAAGCUACUUCUUCAUCAAGCCUCUCUCAAAAACUCUUCUGCUGUCUCUCCUCCCCAUCCUACCAAAAAGAAAAAAAUUCAAUCUUCUCAAAUUUUUAUUCCUUUCCAAAAAAACGAUAAGAUCUUGUUAAUUGGUGAGGGCGACUUCUCUUUUUCUUUAUCGCUUUUAAAAUCAAGUCUAAUCGCCUCUCCUGACAAUUUAAUCCUCUCUUCUUUUGAAAAAUCUACUGACGAUUUACUGAAAAAUUAUUUUAAAUCUUUCCCAUCUAUUUACAACCAAUUAAUCAAUGAUUUUAAUUUUAUUUUAAAUAAAAACUUCUUUCUUAACAUCGACUGCACUAAUUUAAUCCAGUCUUUUAAAUCUCAAUUGAAUGAUAAAAAUUUAUCUUUAUUAUUAAAUUUUUUUACCAAUAAUAAUAAUAAUAAUAAUAAUAAUAAUAAUAAUGAUUAUGAUUAUGAUAAUAACAACAAUAACGAUAAAAAUAAAAAUAACAACAGCAAUAUAAUUUUAUUCAAUUUUCCUCAUCUUGGUAAUGGAAUAAAAGAUUUUAAGAAAAAUAUUCAUCAACAUCAACUUUUUCUACUAUCUCUUUUCAAAAAUUGUAAACAAUUUUUUAAUUUAUUAAAUAAAUUUAAUAACAAUAAAAAUAAUAAUAACAGUAACAAUAAUAAACUAGUAAUAUCUCUAUUUAAUGGCGAACCUUAUGAUUCUUGGAAUAUUAAAUCGUUAGCUAAAUCUCUUGAUAUUUCUCUACAAAGAUCUGGUGAUUUUAAUUGGCGAUCCUUUCCCCUUUAUCAUCAUAGAAGAACAAAUAGUAUGUUUGAUACAACAAAACCAUCUUAUGAUCGCUCUGCUAGAUUUUAUCUCUUUAAUCUUUAA
Molecule: messenger RNA, 939 nt
Organism: Ascoidea rubescens DSM 1968
Lineage: Eukaryota; Fungi; Ascomycota; Saccharomycetes; Ascoideales; Ascoideaceae
Gene: BMT5
Product: 25S rRNA (uracil2634-N3)-methyltransferase
Exons: 1
Coding region: 1-939 (312 amino acids)
Biological process (GO): rRNA base methylation
Cellular component (GO): cytoplasm
Molecular function (GO): rRNA (uridine-N3-)-methyltransferase activity
Source: RefSeq, a predicted model, not a curated record